Molecule: messenger RNA, 1924 nt
Organism: Calliphora vicina (urban bluebottle blowfly)
Lineage: Eukaryota; Metazoa; Arthropoda; Insecta; Diptera; Calliphoridae
Gene: ZnT77C
Product: Zinc transporter 77C
Exons: 3
Coding region: 93-1865 (590 amino acids)
Biological process (GO): intracellular zinc ion homeostasis; detoxification of zinc ion; zinc ion transmembrane transport
Cellular component (GO): membrane
Molecular function (GO): zinc ion transmembrane transporter activity
Source: RefSeq, a predicted model, not a curated record
ACACUAUUUUUUUUAAAAAAAAGAAACCUACUACCUCACUGCACCACACUGUGUCUAUCUGUUAACUUUGAAAUUUUCAUCAGUUUAACAAAAUGCCUAUUAAAAAUCUAUUAUAUCGCUUUCAACCGGCCCCCUUGUACAUUGUUUUGAUUCUAUCGAUUUGUUACUUCAGCGUCCAAUUGAUUUUAAGUCAUUUAACACACGCACUCACCUUGUUAAUGGCUUCAUAUCACAUGUUGUGUAAUAUUUUUGCAUUGGCCGGCAGUAUUAUAACCAUUAAGCACAAUGAAUUACACAAUGAACAAGAACUGUCUAGUCCCCUGUUAACCAAAGAAAAACAAAAAGCCAUACUCGGCGUUACAUAUCCCAAUGAUCCCAAUAUACCCAAGUAUCCACCAGUAACCAGUCCGGAAUUCAAAACCCGCAACACCUUUGGCUGGGCCCGCAUAGAGAUUCUCACAAUGUUGAUUGUUUGCAUUACCUUGGCCUCUUUAUCGUUUUCCUUAUUGGUGGAGGCUUUACAGACUUUGGUACACAUCGAUCAUCAAGAUUCCAUGCAUUUGCCAUUCCAUGUUAUGAUUUUGGGUUUUGUGGGUUUGCUGUUGAAUGGUUUCACCUAUUAUAUAAUUGGCGGUUAUACUUUGCAUCAAGGCAGUUUCUUGCACAUUAAUCCCACCGAUGGCAAAGUGAUUGUGGAGCCCAGUAACAUUACCAUAGACAGUGACGCCAAUGUAUUGGCUGUGCAGGAUAAUUCGAAAAAUGAUCAUCAUUUGAAGGAGGAUUUGAAAUCGGAAUUGGGCAAAGUUCAUUAUAAAACGAGACGAGAGGGUCCCGCUGAAUUGUUGCGUGAUGUUAGCAGCACCAUAUUUGUGAUUGUUUGCGCUGUUAUUGUUCAUUUUGCCAAGGAUAAGGAACAUACUGCCAAGUUUAUUGAUCCGGUUUUGUCGAUAUUUUCAUGUGUGCUAGUGGUGGCUCUAAGUUAUCCCUACAUGAAAGAGGCCUGUCUUAUACUGCUACAAACGAUUCCUGGCAACAUUGAUAUGGAGAACUUUGAGAGUACAUUGGUUAAGAAAUUCCCACAAAUUGUCAGCUAUCAUGACCUACACAUAUGGCAGCUGUCGUCACACAAAUACAUUGCCACCGUACACAUUAUCUUUCAAAAUCCCAAAAUGUAUGCUAACACUCUUGAUGAGGUGCGUCAACAUUUUCAUGAUCACAGCAUUACCAAUGUAACAAUACAACCAGAAUUUUACACUGAAAAUACCGUAAACUCAUCAACCGAAUGUUUGGUGCAAUGUACACGGCCUGAAUGUUUGGACAAGGUCUGCUGUAAGGAUUCCAUAACAGAUCUGAGAGAAGUAAGUGUGUGUUCGGGUACUGAUGGACAUGAUCAUGAGCAUGAUCACGAACAUGACCAUGAUCAUGGCAAGAAAACUAAAAAAAUUAAGGAUCACGGUCAUGAUCAUUCCCAUUCGCACAAACAUGGACAUGGACACGGCCAUGGUCACAGUCACAAACAUGACCACAGUAAUGACAAACAUAGUCAUAAUCACAAACACACAAACGUUCACGCAAAACAAAUAAAAGAAGUUCCUAAAGAAAAUUCAAUCACAGAAACGUCACAAAUAAACGAAACACAACCAGAAACGGUUAAAGCUGCCACCAACAGUAUUCCAGCCACUUUAGAUGUGACCGUCAACCAUACAGCUGAAGCUUCUGCUGAAAGUGAAAUGUCUGUAACCUCAAAAAUCCCUGAAAAGACUGAAACAUUAGAACUAAGUCAAGCCAAGGACAGUCAGGAGCCGCCAGCUCCAAGUGAUAAUGUGGCAGUUAAGGAUUGUUGUAAAGAUAAUACCAAAUGUUAAGCAUUUUAAAACAUCAACACCAUUUAAUCACAAUUCUUUUUUUAUUAUUUUUAACCGUU